Aureobasidium pullulans EXF-150 is the source of this 1341-nucleotide messenger RNA. RefSeq lists its product as uncharacterized. Bases 1 to 1341 code for a protein of 446 amino acids. Lineage: Eukaryota; Fungi; Ascomycota; Dothideomycetes; Dothideales; Saccotheciaceae. The transcript has a single exon. The record is from RefSeq and is a predicted model, not a curated record.
AUGACAAGCACAAACAUGGCAGGCUCGGAGGAUGAGUCCGAGUGGGAGUACGAGUACGACGAUAACGCAACCGACGACUUUUACUUGACUCUGGAUUUGACCACACACAUCCCGCCAGCACUCGCCAGGGAUAGACGUUCAAAGGCGCAAAAGUCAACUACACGCGGUUCGAACAAGAGUCUUGCGAACGCACCGGGUACCGGUAACGCUGAAUCUGGCGCGAAAGACGGCGCAGGUCAGAACGAUGAUGAAAAAGAUACCACCGUCGAGCGCAUGCAGAUUGUUGGUCUUCACGACAGGAACCCCAUCAUCUCAUACAACAACGCAAUUUACUCAUGUCAAUGGGCUACAGACCUGGCCACUCAGAUCUUUCUCACCCCUCCACCGACCGACUUCGAUCCCGACCACGUAGCAAUACGCUCCACUCCCUCGUUCGACGUCCUAGGUACAAGCGCUGCCCGAGUUGUCGCUAUACCUGCCAGUAUCCAACCUCGAGAGACUGCUCUUCCAAAUGCCACGAAAGCCAUAUUCGCAGGUCCAGAAACAUCCUACACCACAGCUGAAGGCGAUGUGAUCGAGCACAGCACAACCAAAGGCCUGCGCAUCGGCUUACCAUCCACCGCCAGCGCUCAGCGAACAAGCCAAGCAAAGUUCCUCGAAACACUGUCAGCUAUCAAAGCUCGUCGCGGCGACGAAGACGCUGUGCCAGUUACGAACAUCAAAGUCUACCAUGCACCCGAGGGCUGGGAGGAAGAGCGCUCGGACUACAUUGAAAAGGAGAGCGCGAGAAGCAAAAGAGACAAGGCUGAGGCUGCUGCACGUGCGAAGAAGGAGAAGGCAGAACAGACGGCUCGUCUUACCCGACUGAACAGACGCCCUGCCUAUGCUCGCGCUAAUACCGAUGAGCUGGUCGAGGAAGAAGGCAGCGGUGAAGAAGAGGACGACGACGGCACUAAGAAGGACGAGGACGGAAACAAGCUGGUCACACGCAAGAGAAGGACUUUGGCAAGAGGCGGCAGUCGUGGAGGUGCUCCCAGUGGAAAGAGGCUGCGCCAGAGCUUAGGUCUACCUGAAGCAAGACGCGACUCAAGACCUAAACCCCGUCCACGAAAGAAGAGGAAGCUGGCCGCAGUCGUUGAAGAGGUGGUUGAAGAUGCCAACGAGGAUACCGCUGCCGAAGGAGCAGCCUCUGCUGCAGGGCCUAGUCAAGAUGGUGCAAGCACACAGGCUGAAGCCGAACAGGAGGAUACCACUAUGGCUGAAACCAGUGGCACACAAGAUGCUGAUGACGGUGCGGUACAGAACGCUGAAGGCAGCGCUACACAAGAAGUCGAUGGUUGA